Molecule: messenger RNA, 2742 nt
Organism: Glarea lozoyensis ATCC 20868
Lineage: Eukaryota; Fungi; Ascomycota; Leotiomycetes; Helotiales; Helotiaceae
Product: P-loop containing nucleoside triphosphate hydrolase
Exons: 1
Coding region: 1-2742 (913 amino acids)
Biological process (GO): translational elongation
Molecular function (GO): translation elongation factor activity; GTP binding; GTPase activity
Source: RefSeq, a predicted model, not a curated record
AUGGCUUCUAUAUUCACAUAUGAUGCAGAGCCAACGAGGGUUGCUUCUCCAUGGCUCACCCCAAUCGAUACCCCGAAGUCGUCAACUCCGCAACCAAGAGGUGGACAGACCACACCAUUCAGCGCGCCAACAAACUCUGUUCAUUUGUCUGACUAUGGAGUCACACGAUUAGAGGCAGAACCCCAAGAAGGUCCAACUGAAUACAAACUUCACUUGCUACUAAGACCAAGAAGGAGUUAUAGCUCUUCGAGUACUAUAUCUUUGGCUCCGAGCCAUCCAUAUCGUGCAGAGACAGGUCCUGUCCUUGCUCCAUCCAAUCAAUCCCGCCAGGCUCGUUUGGAACAGUUGACGACACAAUUGUUGUGGCGUCUACAACAGUCUGCACCAUAUCAUGCAUCGUCAACAGGAGAUUUGGUUUUGCCGCAAUUGCCAGAAGCUGCCUCUAGCUUGCAAACACCAUCUAGACCUGCAAAACUUUUGGCAGGGUUGGAAGAGAGCCGUGGCGCGCUUUAUGAAAUUGGUGUCUCUGAUGAUGGAACGUUUGUUGGUCUUACCAAAGACGAAAUGGAUGAAAGUCUAACAAAUCUCAAAGCAAUGGCAGCUAGUCUGGGCUGUAAUGUGGAGGUAGUGCGUAUGGUUGUGGUUGGAGACUGUGAAUGGCAGGAGUCCAGCGUGCAUUCCAAAAUUGUGAUAUCUCAGUCCGAAGAGGGUCGAGGGCACGAUAACCCUAUGGGCUCAUCUCUGAAUUCAGGACUUCUGCGACAUCAAGCGCAAUUGUGGGUUGCUGAAGCGCUCGUUACUCCAGAUAUAAGUUCAAGGAGAGCAAACCAGUCAAAGGCAACGGCCGCCAACCUUAAUGAUGAUCGAUCACCAAAAAUGCCAUCAAGUCAUUUUGAUGACUUCCCUCUAGCGAAGGAGCAUACUUCUACCGAACAGCUUCGGAUCACUUUGACGGGGCCGACUACAUCAGGGAAGUCGAGCUUGUUAGGCACACUCUCAACUGCUACACUGGACAAUGGCCGUGGUAAAAGUCGGCUGAGUCUCUUGAAACACAGACAUGAGAUCGUGUCCGGAAUGACUAGUUCAGUGGCACAAGAGCUCAUUGGGUACAAAGGGAAGAACGUCUUCAAUUUCGCAUCUGGAAACGUCAGCUCGUGGACAGAUAUUCAUGCCUCCACAGAGUCUGGCAGACUUGUGUUCGUGUCCGACUCUGCAGGUCAUCCACGAUACAGAAGAACAACCGUACGUGGUCUCGUUGGCUGGGCUCCACAUUGGACUGUGCUUUGUAUCGCAGCGGACGACGGCGAAAAUACACCAACGGGUGCCGGGGGAACUUCUUCAGCUCAAGAAAUUCUUGGCAGUGCUGGAGCUGGUAUCGAUCUUUCCAAGGCACACCUUGAACUUUGUCUAAAGCUAGAUAAGCCACUUGCCAUUGUUAUCACGAAACUUGAUCUUGCCUCGAAAAACAGUCUGCGUCAGGUGCUAGCGAAGGUCCUCACUGCUGUCAAGGGCACCGGGCGAAUCCCCGCCAUCAUUCCCCCAGAUCAGUCUAAAUCGGUGGCCGAAUCAGACCUGACCACGAUAUCUGAGAACGAUGCUAAAGUGGUGCAGAAGACAAUAGAUCUGAUGGCAACAUCUGAUAACCUUAAUACAAUUGUCCCUAUAAUUAUGACUAGUGCAUCGAAAGGCACCGGCAUUCGCUCGCUACAUCAUCUGUUACAGAACCUCCCUAUUCCCCCAACCCCAACUUCUCGUGACUAUGUGGGUCUGGUUCUCAAUCCAGAACAACCGUCAUGUUUGUUCCAUGUUGAGGACGUAUUCGGGCUUCCAGCUUCCUACGAACCGUUGGCUUCCAAAGGAAACAAUGCAGUCGAUACUGGUGUAGUUAUAGCUGGUUAUUUGCGGUUUGGAAGGCUCGCUGUUGGUGAUUCAAUUGUCGUGGGGCCAUUUCCUGCUGGAUCUGAUGAUGAAGAUUCGCCAGUGCCCAAUUCGGAAGCGCGAUCAUUUCCAAACAGCUUUGGAGCUUCUCUCUCCCACCCUUCAACCAUGGAGCUCGUCAGAGCUGCUUCACGCAAUUUAGUAUCAGCUUCGGUUACUAGAGGGGAAUGGCACAAUGCUCAUAUUGUCAGUGUCCGAAAUCUCCGCCUUCCUGUACAUGUACUCGAAGCUGGCCAAGUUGGAACUUUAGGCAUCGUCUUCGAUGCCCUACAGGACGAAAGCUCAGACAAUUCGUCCGAGCUUCGUCCCAAGAAGCCGCCUCAGGUGCGCAAAGGUAUGGUCAUAGCCAUCCCAAGCAAGGCUAUGAUCAAUACUGGACAUACUCUGCAAGCAGCAAGUGGGUUCACUGCUUCGUUCGACGAUGGUGACAUCAACUCUGUAACCCCGGGAAGUCUGGUCGUAGUGUACAUUGCCAGUGUCAGAGCUACAGCUAAAGUAAUAAGAGUGUCGCCCCACGAAGAAACGCAAAGUGGUUCUCUCUUGACCGACGAAUUGGAUGAUGUUUUCGGCGUUGAACAUUCAUUGGAAAAAGAUGAUGGGCCGGAACCACUUAUUUUUGGAUCAGACGGUGUUACUGAUCUCACAUUCGAGUUGAUCACUACUCGCGAGUGGAUAGAGCUUGGAUCACAGAUUUUGGUGAUGCCUGGAGGUGGGCAUGGGCUUUACUAUGGGUCUGAACGUGGGGAGAAAGGUAUCGCGGGUUUAGAAGGUUUUGUGGGUAGAGUUACAGAGGUGGUUGAUUAG